Molecule: messenger RNA, 2282 nt
Organism: Ilex paraguariensis (yerba mate)
Lineage: Eukaryota; Viridiplantae; Streptophyta; Magnoliopsida; Aquifoliales; Aquifoliaceae
Source: the annotation of a GenBank genome assembly
GGUGGGGGUGCUGUGCCGUUUCCCUUCGGAUGUGUUACUGGCCUUGAAUUUUCGAAACCUUUGAUGUAAGGUGUAUCAGCUUCUUCCCGCCAUAAUACAAAACCAUCUGAUGGUCAAUCUGUUCAUUAUCAACCACCUCAGAUCUCUACGUUGGACUCAAAAGCUUCUCUCAAAUCCUCCUUAUUCUUGCUGUUCUCUCCAUUCUCGCUCUCUCUUACCAUACAAAGACAAACCCAACAACUGGAACACAAACCACACUUUUGUCCUCUCAAACCCAUUACUUUCUCUCUUGGAAAAAUGCAACUCCAUGACCCAAUUGAAGGAAAUUCAAGCCCAAAUGAUCAAAACCAACUUGAUCUCAGAUGGGUUAGCCUUAAGUCGCUUAGUCGCCUUUUGUGCGAUCUCAGAAAUGGGUAACAUUGAUUAUGGCAAAAGAAUACUGUACGAUACUCAAAACCCAAAUAUGUUUUCUUGGAAUGUAGCUAUUAGAGGGUAUUGUGAAAGUGAAAACCCAAAAGAAGCCUUUUUGUUGUACAAGCAAAUGUUGACAAGUAAUGGGUCGUGUCCCGAUAAUUAUACUUACCCUUUGUUGCUUAAGGUUUGUGCUCGGUUAUCGUUGAUUUGGAUGGGUCAUGAGAUUCUUGGACAUAUAUUGCAAUUGGGCUUUGAUUCAGAUAUAUUUGUGCACAAUGCGGUGAUUCAUAUGUUGGUGUCAUGUGGAGAUGUAGAGGCGGCACAUAAGGUGUUUGGUGAAAGUUGUGUUAGAGAUUUGGUUUCUUGGAAUUCUUUGAUUAAUGGUUAUGUUCGGAGUGGCAGAGCGCGUGAAGCACUAAUGAUUUAUUGGGAAAUGGAGAUAGAAAGAAUUAAGCCAGAUGAGGUUACUAUGAUUGGGGUGGUUUCUUCAUGUGCUCAAUUAGAGGAUUUGAGUCUUGGAAGAAAAUUUCAUCGAUAUAUCAAAGUGAACGAAUUGAAUUUGACAGUCCCACUUGCUAAUGUGCUGAUGGACAUGUAUGCAAAGUGUGGGGAUCUUGAGGCUGCGAAGGCAUUAUUUGACAAGAUGGGGAAGAGAACCAUGGUUUCCUGGACCACUAUGGUUGUGGCAUAUGCCAAAUUUGGAUACCUUGAUACUGCUAGGAGAAUUUUCGAGGAGAUGCCGGAGAAAGAUGUUGUGCCAUGGAAUGCCAUGAUCGGAGGUUAUGUUCAAGCCAAAUGUAGCAAGGAGGCGUUGGAUUUAUUUCAUGAAAUGCAGGCCAUAAAUGUUAAGCCCGAUGAGGUGACCAUGGUUAGCUGCUUAUCUGCAUGCUCACAACUUGGAGCACUUGAUGUUGGAGUUUGGAUUCAUCAUUACAUUGAAAAACACAAACUGACUCUAAAUAUUGCCCUAGGAACUGCUCUAAUAGACAUGUACGCCAAGUGUGGUAACAUUACAAAGGCAUUUCAGGUCUUCCAUGAGAUGCCUGACAGAAACUCCUUAACGUGGACUUCUAUGAUUUGUGGUUUAGCACUUCAUGGGAAAGCACAUGAUGCCAUAUCCUACUUCUCAGAGAUGAUUGAUAUCGGAUUAAUGCCAGAUGAGGUCACCUUUCUUGGGGUUUUGUCAGCUUGUUGUCAUGGAGGUUUGGUUGACGAGGGUCGAAAUCUUUUUGCCCAGAUGAGCUCCAAAUUCAAUCUCUUCCCCAAAAUUAAGCACUACUCUUGUAUGGUAGACAUUCUGGGUAGGGCUGGUCUGUUGGAAGAGGCUGAAGAACUUAUUAAGAGCAUGCCACUAGAUGCAGAUGCUGUGGUCUGGGGUGCACUGUUUUUUGCCUGUCGAACUCGUAAAAAUGUGGAGAUGGGAGAAAGGACAGCUUUGAAACUUCUUGAGUUGGAUCCUCAGGAUAGUGGAAUUUACGUUUUGCUCGCAAGUAUGUAUCGGGAAGCAAACAUGUGGGAGAAGGCUGGGGAGGUGAGGAAGAUGAUGAGGGAAAGAGGGGUAGAUAAGACACCUGGUUGUAGCUCAAUUGAGGUGAAUGGCAAUGUGUAUGAGUUCAUUGUUAGAGACAAAUCACAUCCCCAAUUCCAACAUAUUUAUGAUUGUUUGAUUCAGUUGACGAGACAGCUGGAGCUUGUUAAAUUUGUGGCUGGUGUGCCUGAACUAGGAGAUAACCUUUUCUUUGGCUCUUAAGCUGGCAACUAAAUUUGAACUAGCAGGUUAGUUAAAUCUCCCCCUGCUUUCCUCGAGUGUUUUCAUGUCCUUCAUUCUUCUGAUGAUCAGUUUGAGAUCACAAAAUUUUGUAUACCAG